Messenger RNA from Formica exsecta, 2902 nucleotides. RefSeq lists its product as uncharacterized. Lineage: Eukaryota; Metazoa; Arthropoda; Insecta; Hymenoptera; Formicidae. The transcript has 6 exons. The record is from RefSeq and is a predicted model, not a curated record. Bases 206 to 2110 code for a protein of 634 amino acids.
GUUACUUCAUCUUCCUAUUAGUAAAAUAAAUCGAAUUAUGAGAAAAAGGGGAGGGGGGGUUUAAUGUCUUUCCACGUUAUAGCAUCUUAUGUCAUUGUAAGUAUCACACUCAACGCGCCUUAUAAACAAAUUUAAUAACGCUCAUGACAAUAAGCUGCGGAUAUCGAUCUCAUCCUGCUUAUCAGCAUCAUCAACGAAUCGUGUUAUGCCGAGAUUGUCAACUUACUCGGCUAUUUGGAUUCUGAUGCUCCUCUUUGAUCUAACCGUGACAGAAAAUAAACUAUAUCCAAAUUCCUCCGAAAAGUUUUGGAAAAGAAGAUUACUUUAUAAAAAUGAAAUGAUCGAAAUUGUUGGACCUUUGAACGAGACCUCGCGAUUUGUAAACGAUCAAAUAGCUAAAGAUACAAAUUUUAGUGGAAAACUUGAAAAUGUCAUGGAGGAUACAAAGGAGCGGACUCUGAUAGAUUAUAAUGGACCGGUGAUAAUCGGCGAGGAUCUUGAUAAUAAAAGUGAUCAGGAUUUCGCGGAUCACGUUCGCGUUAAGAGAAACGAGCCGACCAACGAUUCGAUCAUCCGUCAUCAGUUGAACCAUUCCGUGAACAUAUUUGAUUCUUCUCCAAGAAAUUUCUGGAGCAAUACUGAUGAGACAAAUGUUUACGGCGGGUCCACGUUCGACUUUGCAACUAUCGUAAAUAUACCGUAUUUAAGACACAAAAGAGGAGUCUUGUCUAAAAAAAACAAGCAACACGGAAAACGCAUAAAAAGAAAUAUUAGACAUUCCAAACAUCGCGUUGGGACUGAAAACAGGAAAAAAAAGCAUGAUACCUUGAAGUCUUCUCGUAAACCUGCCAAGAAAAAAGCUAACAAUUCGAAAAAGUCAAGUAAAAAGACAGAAACCGUGUCUGCCAAAAUGAUGAGUAAAUCGCGGAUAGAGAAAAGAGAAUCUAGGAAUGACAAUUUAAACACCGAUUUUGCUAGAACUAGUGUCACCGAUUACGAUAAACGAAAAGAGGACGCCGUUGCAUUACCCUUCGUAGCGGAAUUGCGUGUUCGUAUUGAAAAAAUUCCCAGGAAUGAGUCAUCCUUUGUCAGCAACUGGACGGAUCGUUCUAUCGGGACUAGUACUUGUCGUCCAACUGCGUUAUUAAAAUAUGAUGACGAAAUUGUCGACGCCAAUGCCACGGAUCGUCAACUCGUCCCAAAUUUCGAUUCCACUGGGAGAGAAAAAUUUGAUAAUUUAACAGUGGAAAUUAUAGUUAAGAAGCUAGAUUACGGAAAUAACGUUUCCAGUUGGGGGACGAGCGAUUCCGGAAACGCAUCGUUCUAUAACGCGGUAUCUCAUCCGAUCGGAUCCGAUCUAUCGAGAAUCAAGGACGAUCGAGACUUGGAAAGUGGCAAAUACAACCGCGCCAAGAUAUCAUCGGAUGAGGAUGCAAAAUCGCGCGCGAAGAGAAACCAGGAAAUUACAUCUAGCCGUUAUCUACGUAGUGAUAGGAACACAAUGAUAGGAUCAAAACCUUUCAAGAACGGACAAAGAACGUCGAUCGAAGAUAUAAAGCACAAAAAGACAAAGCACAAGUCUCGCGGUAAUCGCGCCGUAAGGUCGAUCGAAGAAAUUAAGGAGCUCGCUGAAAAAUUAAUGGUCAAGAUAAAUGAAUUGCAAAUGUACGUGAACGAACGUAACGAAACCCGAUACACGACAUCAAUCUGCGUUGAUGACGCAAAUCGCGUGGCCACCGAAGGGACACCGAGGAUCUCUUCGGAGAAGAAACACAUUGCGAGAGUCUCCAAGUCCGAGAUCGCCGACAAUCAUAGACAUCUCGCGAGGAACAGCGGACAGGUGACCUUAGCAGGAAGAAGAGCAUCAUCCCGAAUGCCUUCUAGCGGUUCGAGAUUCGCCAGAGGAGAGAACCCAAUCCAAAGGAAUACAUUGCGCCGCAAAUGGGGCAGGUGGAUGGAUUGGAGCAGUUGCAGUGUUACAUGCGGUAAAGGCCGACAGAUCAGGUGGAGGCAUUGUUUGCACGAUUGCGACGAUGCGGAAACCGAGAUGGAGGAGAAAGCAUGCCAAUUGCCGGCUUGUCCCCCGGGUAAGUUCUUGGGAAUAUUUUGAAAAGUUCUUCUUUUCGCCGAAUGAAAUAAUAAUCAAUACUAGCGUUCUGUAUAUUGUAUCAACGACGUUAUAAUUAUUGUAUGAUAUAACAAAUCGAUAUCUUCCGAUUGCCCAAAAUAUAAUCGGCAUUCUCGAUAUAACUGCGCGCUAAAAAAAAUUCGAAUUUACUUCUCGAGAAGUAUCAAAUUUUUGACAUCAUUUUAUCUCUUCUUUUGCAAAUCAGACAGUUUUUGUGUAAAUUUAUGACUUUAGACAGCAAAUUUUAUUACAUAGCAAUUUUUGAAAUUGUACAAAGAUAUAAUUGAUGAUCAACUUAAUGAUUCAUCCUGGAAAAUAUUUUAAGCAAGAUUAUAUAUGAUAAAAUUCACAAAGUUCAUAAUAUAGCAUAAACAUUACCGCUGUAUAAAACUUCUUUGUAUACAUAACAUGUGAAUGAAAUUUUUUUAUAGCCUCGAGAAUAUAGAUCGAGAACUUUCCUAAUCAACUCGCAUAUAUAACAUGGUGAUUGCAUAACUGUGUAAUAAAUAAAUUAAUGUAUAUUUUUUUCUAGUUAUUUUUUUAUGAAAUACAUAUUAUACAGGAUAUUUUAAACAAUAUCUCUACUUUCACCGGUAUUCACAAAUAACGAGAGCAUUCAUUAAAGAGUAAGUUUUUCUGUCGCACCUCAAUCAUUGUGUUCAUCAUCCUUAUAAAAUUAAUGAAACGCAAUUGUCCGCUUCUUACUAAUGGUUAUAUUUUGUGACAUAAUAAUAAUAAUAUAUAAUAAUAAUAAUAAUAAUAAUAAUAAUAAUA